This is a messenger RNA of Coregonus clupeaformis (lake whitefish), 1721 nucleotides long. Its product is annotated as ubiquitin-conjugating enzyme E2 A. Bases 337 to 795 code for a protein of 152 amino acids. The transcript has 6 exons. Gene Ontology annotation, cellular component: HULC complex. NCBI's taxonomy places the organism in Eukaryota, Metazoa, Chordata, Actinopteri, Salmoniformes, Salmonidae. The record is from RefSeq and is a predicted model, not a curated record. Gene Ontology annotation, molecular function: ubiquitin conjugating enzyme activity. Gene Ontology annotation, biological process: proteasome-mediated ubiquitin-dependent protein catabolic process; protein polyubiquitination; DNA repair.
UGUAGCGAAAAAAUUUGGGGGGGGCAUUUUGUUUUGCAUACGUACGUUUUUAAUUAUUUUAAAUAGUUUUCCAAAUCAGUUAAAACGUUGUUUUUUUUAAUUGCCUUUUUCUUCAUAAUUUUUUACCAUACCCUCAUAUUUACCCCCCUUUCGCUCGUGAGUGGUAGUGUGUCUAGCCCAGAUCCUGUCUGAGGAAGAACGACGCUAACAGCUAGCUAAAGAUUGCGGAAACCUAACGUUAUCGUGGGAAAUAUAAUCAUUACUGUGAAAAUCGUUUGUUUUAAAACGUGUGACUUGUAACCGUAUACAUACGUUUUAUUUUUCCAACUGAAUAAGAUGUCAACUCCAGCAAGACGACGUUUAAUGAGAGAUUUUAAGCGGCUUCAAGAGGAUCCUCCUGCAGGAGUUAGUGGAGCCCCGUCAGAAAACAAUAUCAUGGUUUGGAAUGCCGUAAUUUUUGGCCCAGAGGGAACACCUUUUGAAGAUGGAACUUUCAAACUCACAAUAGAAUUCACAGAGGAAUACCCUAAUAAGCCUCCAACUGUGCGUUUUGUCUCCAAAAUGUUUCAUCCAAACGUCUACGCAGAUGGUAGUAUAUGCUUGGACAUUCUUCAGAACCGCUGGAGUCCAACUUAUGAUGUUUCUUCAAUCCUAACUUCAAUACAGUCUUUACUGGAUGAGCCCAAUCCCAACAGCCCAGCCAAUAGCCAGGCAGCUCAGCUGUACCAGGAGAACAAACGGGAGUAUGAGAAGAGAGUGUCUGCCAUCGUGGAACAGAGUUGGCGCGAUUGUUGACCCCACUCACCGUUCAAAGUAUGGACAAUAUCCAGCCUCAAGGAAGAAAAAUAUCUCACAAAUGAAAUGAAAUACAUGUGGUUUGAAUCUUUCUCUGCAGUAUGUUUGGCUGUUGUGGUUUCCCUUCAUGCAGAAUGCUCUUUCUGGACAAGAGCACAUCAAAGUAAAUGUACCUUGUUAUAUCUGGGUUACUUACAAUGUAAUUUAACCCAUUUUUUUUUAAAUCUUGGCAUAAAAAGGUACUUUUUUUUUCCUGAUCAGGAGUUACUUUGUUUGUCAUUUUAGUGUUUUAAGUCCUCGGCUUGCAGUGUGAUUUUCUUGUGUUGAUCCACAUAAAAGUGUUUUUUCUAUGGUUUCAAUGUUUUGUUUCUAGCUUUCACACGUUUGCCUUUUUGGCGCUUUUGUAUGAUAGUAAUCCAACUAAGACACAAUGUGAUGAACACCUGUUUUCUCCAACCAAUGUCAAUCUCAAUACCCUACCUUUUUACAUGCACAAACCAUGUUCUUGUUGGGGCUUUGUUUAUAUGAACUGAAUGGCUCUUUGAAUGAUAUCUCCCAUCAGGAAUCAAGUGUUUCGGAAAGGGACAUACUUGGUGCACUUUGAAAUGCAAGUCCUGUAACGCUGGUGCAAAAGCAUAUUCAUGAGGAUGAGAUUGACAAAUUGCCUGCUCUGAGAAUUUGUGGUAAACCUUCUCAUGCACAGAACUCAGAAUGUAUCAAGGCAAGGGUUGUCUGUACUUUUAACGCUCAAAUCAUAUGGUUUAAAUGUCCAAUUACUUGAGUUCCAUUUAUUUGUAUCCUUACGUAAUUACUAAUACCACAUGGGAAUGUUGCAGUGUCCUUAACACCAUUCAAUCUGUGUAAAAUGUGCAGUUGUAACAUUUACAAACUACAUUUUCUUGUAAAUAAAAAUAAUUAUACAUAUA